GGAAGUCAAGCAUGAGAUGACUUGACAAAGAUAAGCAUGAGAUGAGCUCCCUAUUUAGCGGGGGUUUGAUGUUGGUGAUAAAACACUUUUUACGUGUUUAUCAUUAUUCAAUACACCAAGAGACAUGAUCUUCAUGCGUUGACGUAGCGAUUUAGAUAAGCAUGAGAUGCGUGUAAAAGGAGGGAAAAAAAAAAGGUAAGUAUGAGAUGACUUGAGAAAGCCAGGGAUGAGAUAAGCUCCCUAUUUAGCGGGGGUUUGAUGGUGGUGAUAAAACACGUCUUACAUGUUUAUCAUUAUGCAAUAACCUAUUUGCUACCAACCUGCAGCUUAUUUUAAUGGUGGAUUUCUCGCCAAGGAGUGGUCUAAAUAUUCUUUUGUCCCAUUCCUCAUUCCCUUCGUCCUCGUCCUCCUCUGGCCCCCAUCCUCCUCUUCACUGUAAUCCUUGUUUCUGGGUCUCUUCGUCCUUCUCGUGGUCUCGUGGACAGGACUAGAACGAAAACGUCAGCAUCCACCUUUGUUCAAUAAACAUGUUCGCCAGCAUGAGGAGAUUCGGAAGGUGGGUCUCCUUUGUUUCCAAGAGGGAGUUUUCGAAUUCCUCUUGUUUUGAAAAGGGUGCUGAACGAAGCCCGAAAUCAUUAAACCUUUAUUCGGCCAUCAACCAAGCUCUUCACAUUGCGUUGGAAACUGAUCCACGUGCUUAUGUUUUUGGAGAAGAUGUAAGCUUUGGUGGGGUAUUCCGUUGCACAACAGGAUUAGCUGACCGGUUUGGUAAAAACAGGGUUUUUAAUACUCCACUGUGCGAACAGGGCAUUGUUGGAUUUGGCAUUGGUCUGGCAGCAUUGGGCAAUAGAGCCAUUGCAGAAAUCCAGUUUGCAGAUUAUAUUUAUCCUGCUUUUGAUCAGAUUGUCAAUGAAGCCUCUAAAUUCAGAUAUCGUAGUGGGAAUCAAUUUAAUUGCGGUGGGUUAACAGUUCGAGCUCCUUAUGGAGCUGUGGGCCAUGGCGGACAUUACCAUUCUCAGUCCCCUGAAGCAUUCUUUUGCCAUGUUCCUGGUAUCAAAGUGGUCAUUCCUCGAAGUCCACAACAAGCAAAAGGGUUGUUGCUAUCCUGCAUUCGAGAUCCAAAUCCUGUUGUAUUUUUUGAACCAAAGUGGCUUUACCGUUUAGCUGUUGAAGAUGUGCCAGAAGAUGAUUAUAUGUUGCCUCUAUCUGAAGCUGAGGUGCUGCGAGACGGUAGGGAUAUCACACUUGUUGGAUGGGGAGCUCAGUUGUCUAUAAUGGAACAAGCUUGUCUGGAUGCUGAAAAAGAUGGAAUUUCGUGUGAGCUGAUAGAUCUGAGGACACUUACACCUUGGGAUAAAGACACAAUAGAAGCCUCUGUCAAGAAGACUGGAAGACUACUCAUUAGUCAUGAAGCUCCGGUAACAGGUGGUUUUGGUGCUGAAAUCUCAGCUUCCAUUGUUGAACGCUGCUUCUCACGGCUAGAGGCCCCUAUAACAAGAAUUUGCGGUCUGGACACCCCUUUCCCUCUAGUUUUUGAACCCUUUUACAUGCCCACCAAGAAUAAGAUAUUGGAUGCAAUCAAAUCGACGGUAGGUUACUAAGUAUAUUGAUCCACUUUGUUUUGGCUGUUGUGUAUAAUCUAAUAGCAGUUGCGUGCUGGAUCAUGGUCAACUUAAUGAGCUUGACACUAUUAGAAUAAUACUACUCAUUCUGUUAUAGAAUUAGUAUCAUUUGUAUGGUACAAUUAGAUUUAUCUAUUUGUGGAACUAGCACAGCAAGCACAAGAUGAAACUAGUUGCACUCCGCAGCACGAAUGAUGUGACAUCAUCAUCCUGUUAAACUACCGUUACUUUUAUGUUGGAUUUAUGACGUAGCAUUGCACAUUUGCACUUACCAGUUA
This is a messenger RNA of Neltuma alba, 1900 nucleotides long. RefSeq names its product 2-oxoisovalerate dehydrogenase subunit beta 1, mitochondrial. Bases 528 to 1601 code for a protein of 357 amino acids. The record is from RefSeq and is a predicted model, not a curated record. The transcript has 14 exons. NCBI's taxonomy places the organism in Eukaryota, Viridiplantae, Streptophyta, Magnoliopsida, Fabales, Fabaceae. Gene Ontology annotation, biological process: branched-chain amino acid catabolic process; response to nutrient. Gene Ontology annotation, cellular component: oxoglutarate dehydrogenase complex.